Messenger RNA from Aspergillus wentii DTO 134E9, 1616 nucleotides. RefSeq lists its product as uncharacterized. The transcript has 2 exons. The record is from RefSeq and is a predicted model, not a curated record. NCBI's taxonomy places the organism in Eukaryota, Fungi, Ascomycota, Eurotiomycetes, Eurotiales, Aspergillaceae. Bases 194 to 1468 code for a protein of 424 amino acids.
AUGUUUCUCGCUUCUAACAAGUCCAUGAAUACCCAGGCUGAUGAAUUAUUAACAAGUCUAAUAGCAAGUUGUGGUUUCGGAUGGGUUAAAAACCUGCUACAUCUAGUUUGCAACAACAUACAUUGAAACCUUGAGAAUAUCAGAAAGCACCGAAAGAAGUGUAUAUAUUACGAUACUUUAUACCUCCGUCAAUAUGACACCACCGCCCGGACAAGCCAAAUCCUUUGAUGACGAGGCAGAGAAGAUUCUCUCUUCGUUGGGGCUUCCGAAGGUUGAGCAUGUGGAAAUAAUCCCUUCUCCAGAGAGACGAGCGAGGGGGAUGUCAAGGGCUACGCCAUCUUCACCUCUGAAAAAUGAAGUCACACCAAGUCAAGUGCCUCCUUUAGGUGGAGGGAUGGAUCCCGUUCAAACGAUACUUCAGCAGAUAUGCAAGAAUAUAAAUGAUAAACCGGAUGUAUUUUCCCAUGGAACUGAUCACAAGAAUAUCUCCAUGUUGCCUCCUCAGGUUAAGAUUGACGACCGCGCAUCGCCUUUUCCCAAAGGCCCAGCGCCAUGGAGGCCGAAGAAAGAACCAGCUCGUACGCCCUCUCCAGCAAAACUGACGGGCCCAAAGAUCUGUUUUGGUGAUAGUGCAGAGCAACCUCGAUGGCUGAUCGAACCCAUUCCUCGAGAGGUUGAACGACAGCACCCGGUAGAAGGGUUUCCAGACUCUCAGCUGACGUCUGCAAGCUCGGUCACAUUAGGAAGACCUAUGAGACCCUUCGCAGACAGACUGGCACAUCAUCACCCUGAAUCGAACAUGUUGCAGUGGAGAUUCGAUGCCGGUGAUCCCUCGGGGUGGAACGGGUUCAAGUCGGACCAACUCUACGAGUAUGCGUACAAAUACCUUGAGAACUCGCUCGGAUUGCCCAUUAUCAGAGCACAUAUCAGAGCGGCGAUCAUGUCUGGGCCACAUUCGGCAAUUGUACCCAAAGAUGAAGAUCCGCUACCAGACCUGCCACCAGCCCCAACCACGGACUAUUUCGAGUCCAGUUCCCAAUUGCAGCGCAUUGCGGCUGACGCACUGCAAUACGAAGGAUUUGGCCGUCCAUCGCCACUAGUCAGUCCAGGUACACCUCACCGAUCUUCCAAAUUUUCUGACUUGACAACCAAAUUCAUCAAAUCAAUCAAAGGGUAUCCAGAGGCAUCAUUGUCACAUGAUGGCUCAGGAGAUAGCCCGAGAUAUAGCCCACAAGAUAGCUCAGGCGAAGGCUCAAGUGAAGAUUCCAAGCUGGAAACAACGUCCAGUGGACAGAGCGACGAGGAUGACCUUGAAAGUGGACAGCGCUCCUCACAAAAGACAUCUGGAGAUGACGGACAGCCGGCACCAAUCGGUAAGUACAGGUUUAUUAUCUUGUCUGGGGUGAUCAUCCUAGUCCUAUGCAUGUUUUUGUGCCUUUUUCUGUAUGCGUUUGGGAUUAUCAGGUGAUGUAAAUAAGAAUGUGUCAAUGCAAGACUUAUCCUUUUGUCCGAUUAUCAAAAACAUGAUUGAUAUGCAGCGAGCAUGUCGAUUGGUUGCAUGUUUAUCGGAGAAACGAAGUCUUGCUAGCAUUCCUGAUUCCCCCUUGCAUAUAGCA